Arabidopsis thaliana (thale cress) is the source of this 498-nucleotide messenger RNA. RefSeq lists its product as uncharacterized. The coding region runs from base 60 to 401 and encodes 113 amino acids. The record is from RefSeq and is marked reviewed. Lineage: Eukaryota; Viridiplantae; Streptophyta; Magnoliopsida; Brassicales; Brassicaceae. The transcript has a single exon.
AAGUAACGAUAACUACGAAAUUAGGUAUACAAGUCUCUGCCCUACGUUUUAUUGAUUAGAUGAUACAAAGGACCACUUCAUCCCCAGAGAAGAUGAUCGGAGGAAAGAUUCCUGAAUCACGAGUUUCUGCAUCACUACCAUGUUUUCAGGCGAGUGCUGAAGGGUUAAGUCGACGGAAGAGCUUAGCUGAAGCCGGGAAGAGAGAUAUCUUCUAUGGAGAAGAUGACGUGGCAGACUUGAUGUUUAGAGAAGAGGAAGUGGAACAAGACACGGUCAUGAGAGCUUAUAGAAGUAACGAAGCUAUGAAAUCUAUCCAAGAUACGAGACGAAGACAAAGAAGGUUCUUUUGUUUUGAAUGUUUUGACUUUCUCAAACUUUUUUUCUCUAGAGAUCGAAACUAAUAACCCUAACAACAAACAAUGUUUCUUGUAUUUCUUUAUCUUGUAAAUUCUUUAGAUUGAAAUUGAUACUAUAUGGACGACAGACAAGAGUUUCAUU